AUGACCGAACCAAUUGCUGUUAUUGGAAUCGGUUGUCGACUGCCUGGGAGUGUCACUACACCAUCUGAGCUGUGGAGUCUACUGAAAGAUCCGCGCGACAUCUUGACCAGAAUCCCAGCAUCAAGGUUCCAUUCGCAAGGCUUCUACCAUUCUAACGGCCAGCACCAUGGUCACUCCAAUGUCACCCACUCAUAUUUCCUCUCUACGGAUGAUUCUUCUCAUUGCUGCUUCGAUGCCAAGUUCUUCAACGUUCGACCUGCCGAGGCGGUUGUCAUGGACCCGCAGAUUCGGCUCCUUUUGGAAGUCGUCUACGAAGCUCUAGAUUCCGGUGGCUUGCCAUUGGAAGAUCUUCGAGGAUCAGAUACAGCAGUAUAUGUUGGCCUUAUGAUGGGCGACUACGAAAGGCUAAUGCUUCGGGAUGAAGACACGAUCGGACAAUAUCACGUUACUCGCACUACACGAUCUUUAGCAUCAAAUCGCAUCUCAUACUUCUUUGACUGGCAUGGGCCUUCGAUCACAGUGGAUAUGGCUUGCAGCUCCAGCCUCGUUGCAGUACAUCACGCAAUUCAACAACUACGCUCCGGGCAAUCUCGGGUGGCCAUCGCAGCUGGAGCGAACCUAAUACUUGAUCCGCAUCAGUACUGA
Neoarthrinium moseri is the source of this 645-nucleotide messenger RNA. RefSeq lists its product as uncharacterized. Lineage: Eukaryota; Fungi; Ascomycota; Sordariomycetes; Amphisphaeriales; Apiosporaceae. Gene Ontology annotation, biological process: secondary metabolite biosynthetic process; fatty acid biosynthetic process. The transcript has a single exon. Bases 1 to 645 code for a protein of 214 amino acids. The record is from RefSeq and is a predicted model, not a curated record. Gene Ontology annotation, molecular function: 3-oxoacyl-[acyl-carrier-protein] synthase activity; fatty acid synthase activity.